Molecule: messenger RNA, 1154 nt
Organism: Actinia tenebrosa (Australian red waratah sea anemone)
Lineage: Eukaryota; Metazoa; Cnidaria; Anthozoa; Actiniaria; Actiniidae
Cellular component (GO): ribonucleoprotein complex; mitochondrion
Molecular function (GO): selenocysteine insertion sequence binding; mRNA 3'-UTR binding; ribonucleoprotein complex binding
Source: RefSeq, a predicted model, not a curated record
UCCCACCCAAAACAAGUAAAGAUAAAGAAACCCAUCCCAAGAAAGUAGUAACAAUAGCAACUGGAGUCUUACAAAUCAAGGUCAAAGAUCAACCUUCAGCCACGUCACGUGCACCAGCAGUGAAGGUUACUCAUGGCCUGCCAACUACUGAUAAGACUUUUCACAAUAUCUUGGAUUCCACUGCUCCUGUCGUCAAGAGAGGAAAAGAAAGAGAAACACCCAAGAAGAAAAAACCAAGCCAAAUGAAAAGGAUCAUCCUCAAAGAAAGAGAAGAAAAAAGGAAAGCAUCAGAAGGAGAAGGAAAUCAAGACGAAAUUUCUGAAUCCCAAAGUUUGGCUGAAGAGCAUCAUUCUUCAGAGGAGACGGGCGACGGACACAAAUCUGAAGGAAAAUCGUCCAGUGAAGACAAUGACUUAACUGUCCUUCAGUCAAAAGAUGAUGUCAAAACCCAUCACCAUGGAAACGCCGAUGAUACUGCCGCUGACCUCAGCAGUAAUAUUGAUCAGACUGUUGCUCCUUCUGAAGAUGACGUCAAGGCUCAGAUUCAUAGUCGAAGAUUCCGAGAGUACUGUGAUAACGUGAUGGAUAAAGAACUCAACAAUACUACACUUCAACUGCUUCAGAAACUGGUCAUGUUCCAGGACAGACAGUACCACAAGGAUCCCGUCAAGUCCAAAGCUAAGCGACGUUUCGUGGUUGGGUUACGAGAGGUUACCAAGCACUUGAAGCUGAAGAAAAUCAAAUUGGUUAUUAUAUCACCCAACGUGGAGAGAAUUAARAGUGCAGGAGGCUUAGAUGACACUCUUCAUAACAUCAUUAGUAUUGCACAUCAGAAUGGGGUCCCUGUGGUAUUUACCCAACCAUCAAGAAACUUACCCAAUGAAAAGUACUCCAGUACAACACCAGAUAAACAAGACCACGAUGAGAAUGAAGGUCCGAGUAAAAAGAAGAAGAAAAAGAAGAAGAAGAAGACAAAGGACUAUGAUGGCAACACUAAACAAGUACCUCAGGAAGCAAAGAAAACCAAACAACCCAUGCAGUUUGAUCUAGGAGACUGGCUGUCAACAAUAGAGAUGUUUACAGUGCGACUACUCUUACCAAGACCAACCAAACAAGUUUUUCACAAAUUAUGCGAUCAAUAUAGGAUACUCUAG